AUGAACAUCGAGGACACGUCUUUGGAUGCGAAGAAAAGAUUCAAAGCUCUUCUUGCAAAAAGAAAGAAACUGAGAAAACAGAUUCGAACCAUUGAAAGGGAAAUGUUUAGGCACGAGACUGUGUAUUUGGAAAUGACCCAGGGAUCUCCCCUUACAAAGAAUGUGGAAUAUUAUGUUUCAAACAGGGCAGAGAAGAAGAAGUAUAAUGUAGACGACAAAAUGAGAAUCUUUAAUAAAAACUUCCCCAGGACCGAUCGGUAG
This is a messenger RNA of Encephalitozoon intestinalis ATCC 50506, 261 nucleotides long. RefSeq names its product subunit NuA4 of histone acetyltransferase. NCBI's taxonomy places the organism in Eukaryota, Fungi, Microsporidia, Unikaryonidae. The coding region runs from base 1 to 261 and encodes 86 amino acids. The record is from RefSeq and is a predicted model, not a curated record. The transcript has a single exon. Gene Ontology annotation, cellular component: histone acetyltransferase complex.